This is a messenger RNA of Malus domestica (apple), 1442 nucleotides long. Lineage: Eukaryota; Viridiplantae; Streptophyta; Magnoliopsida; Rosales; Rosaceae. The record is from RefSeq and is a predicted model, not a curated record.
UACGUUUAGUUUAAGCCAUAUAAAGUAGCAGCCAUAGUCCAAACUUCAUCUUUCUUCCUCCUUUCUCUAUCAUUCAGUCAUUCAUUUAUGUUCAUAAAAUCCCAGAUCACAACCGGCACUGCAAUGAUUACUUGCCCUUUCUACCUUCAUUCCUUUCGGAAACAAAUCCCCUUUCUCCCAUAAACGUCUCCCCAAAAUUCAAUUCCCACUUCCAAUUUUAGGCAUUUGUCUCAUAUUAACAAAAAUCGCCAAAUCCCCAAAUCCCCAGAAUCCCAAUCCCCCCUUCUUUCUCUCUCUCUCUCUCUCUCUCUCUCUCUUCAAAUAUGCAUCCUAAUCCUAUCCCACUCUUCCCACUUACUCCACCUUCCCACCUCCCAAACACCUUCCAAUGGCAAAACCCACCCACCAAUCCCGACCCUGCACCGACGGGUUUUCCUUCCUCGCUGGCCUAUUCAUCGCCCUUUUCUCCGUCUGGUUCUUCUGGUGCUUCAUCGCCCUGUACCAUCACAAACCCAAUUUCGGAUUCCUCCUUUUUCCUAUACCCGGCUCGGGAUACGCCGCCCACGACCCAAAUCCAGAACCCGACCCGAUUGACACUACCUUUUACGACGACCCGGAACUGAGCUACUUCAUAGAAAGCCCGAUCAGGAACUGGGACCAAAAGCGGCGCGUUUGGCUGGACCUACUUCCGUCGCUCGCUUCCGGGUCGCGAAACCAGGUCCUCCUCGUCACCGGAUCGCAGCCGUCCAAGUGUAAGAACCCGAUUGGCGAUCAUUUUCUUCUGAGGCUGUUCAAGAACAAGGUGGACUACUGUCGUUUACAUGGACACGAGAUUUUCUACAACAACGCGCACUUGCAUCCCAACAUGGACUCCUAUUGGGCCAAGCUUCCGGUUAUUCGCGCCGCGAUGCUGGCCCACCCAGAAGCCGAAUGGAUCUGGUGGAUGGAUUUAGAUGCGGUUUUUACGGACAUGGAAUUUAGGGUUCCGUUGGGCCGGUAUGAAAAUCACAACCUUGUAGUCCACGGUUGGCCCAAUAUGGUUUAUGGGGACAAAGAUAAUAAAAGUUGGACCGGGCUCAAUGCCGGGGUGUUGUUAAUUCGAAAUUGUCAGUGGUCCAUGGACUUAAUUGAUGAAUGGGCCUCGAUUGGCCCACAGACCCCGGAUUUUGAAAACUGGGGCCGAAUAUUGACAUCGGUAUUCAAGGACAAGCCGUUCCCACUCCCAGACGAUCAAUCCGCUCUGAUUUACUUGCUCUUCACGGAUGAGGAGAGGUGGGGGAAAAAAGACUUAUUUGGAGUGGGAGUACUACUCGGAAGCUUAUUGGAUAGGGGUAGUGGGGAAGUACGAUAACUUCACCGAGAGUUACGCCGAGACGGAGCGAAACGACAACGGUUUAAGGAGGAAACAUGCGGAGAAAGUGAAUGAGUGGUACGGUGCGAAA